GAGAAGUGUAGUACGUGGGAAAAGCUACAACGUGGAUAUAUGUGUGUGAGGCAGCGGCUCUGGGAUACAGAGGAAUAGAGGAGAGAGCACGAGAUGCUGACAGAUUCCUGAUAGAUGUGCAAAAUGGCGCAAGCAAGUUCUACCCCUGCGAGCCACCAAUUGUUGUAGCUCGGAACAUGAAAAGCUAGCCGUAUGUCUGUUUUAUUCUGAUCGCCUCACGUUGUUUUUAGUAUCGUAUUAUAUUUCAAAGUGAUUAAAUGGCUACCAGAAGGCUCUGCCUUGUUCCAUGCAUUUUUGGAUUGCUCCUCAACGCUUUAGUCGGUGUGACAUCGGGAGCAGAGCUCUCCUUCACCCUGGAGCCCAGUGACAUCAUCGCGGUGCAGGAGCAGCCCCUAAUGCUGCACUGUCAGGUGGACGGUAUCCCACCAAUCACCACGCAGUGGAGGAGGAAUGGAAUCCUCCUGGUGGAUGACCAAUACUACACCAUGUUCCACAACGGCACUCUGCUGAUUGGACGCUUCCAGAGGACAAAGUCUGACGGCUCAACUGAUGAAGGGGAUUAUGAGUGCGUGGGCCAGAACUCCUUUGGUCUGGUGGUGAGCCGCAGGGCCAGGGUGCAGGCCGCCACGAUGGCAGAGUUCCAUGUCCAGCCGCGGUCAGUGCGUGCGGAGGAGGCGGGCGUUGGGCGGUUCCAGUGCCAGAUUCACGGCCUGCCUGAGCCUGCCAUCAGCUGGGAGAAAGAUGGCCGCUCCGUGGACACUAAGGAUGAGAGGUAUACCCUGCUCCCCACUGGUGUUCUGCAGAUCACCGGUCUGCGUCAGGAGGAUAGUGGUGUGUUCUGCUGUGUGGCCCACAACAGUGCAGGAGUAAAGCACAGUGCCGGGGCUGGCCUCACCGUCUCAGUCUCCCAGUCUUCUGUUUACAAAGAGCCCAUGAUCCUCGUGGGUCCUGAAAACCUCACUCUCACCGUUCACCAGACGGCCAUCUUGGAAUGUGUUGCUACAGGAUAUCCCCGCCCCAUCGUGUCAUGGAGCAGGCUUGAUGGCCGUCCAAUAGGUGUGGAGGGCAUCCAGGUGCUGGGUACAGGGAACCUGAUGAUCACAGAUGUCGGGGUCCAGCACUCUGGCGUCUACGUCUGCGCUGCCAACAAACCAGGGACCCGUGUACGCAGAACCGCUCAGGGACGUCUGGUGGUCCAAGCCCCGGCAGAGUUUGUGCAGCCUCCUCAGUCCAUCUCCCGGCCGGUGGGCACCACUGCUAUCUUCACCUGCCAGGCGCAGGGUGACCCUGUGCCAAAGCUCACCUGGCUGAAGAACGGCCAGAUCCUGGAGCCUGGAGGGCACGUCAAACUCAGGAACAACAACACCACGCUGACCAUCUAUGGCAUCAGUCAGGAGGACGAAGCCAUCUACCAGUGCAUCGCUGAGAACAGCGCCGGCUCCACCCAGGCCAGUGCCCGUCUCACCGUGCUGUGGGCAGACGGCCUGCCAGGGAUGCCCAGUGUGGUGCGGGCCGAGGCCCUCUCACCCAACGCCAUCCAGGUGUCCUGGAAGGAGUCCGCCCAGGACACUCAGGAGAUCAUCGGCUACGUGCUCCACAUCCGCAGGACCACAGACCCUGUGGAGAUGGAGUACCAGGAAGCCGUCAGUAAGGUGACUCUACAGCAGGUCGUGGGUGAUCUGGAGCCCUCCACCGGCUAUACCUUCUAUGUGAAGGCCUACACGUCCCGCGGAGCCAGCAAGCCCUCCGAGAGCGCCACCGAGAGCACACUCGGCGAAGUGCCAGCACGCCCGUCACUGUUCAUUAGAUUGGUGAACAGCAGUGUGGUGCAGGCGGUGUGGGAGCCAUCCUCUAAGAUGGGCCAACAUGAGGGCUUCAGGCUGUACUACAGGAGGGUCCACACCCCCCUCUUCACCGGACCACUCACCUUCACCCGCAACGUCACCCAGUACAACAUCACCCAGCUGGAUCCAACCCUGGUGUAUGAGAUUAAGGUUCUGGCCUUCAACCAACAUGGAGACGGCAACGCCACCAUGCGCUUCGUCUCACUGAAGGAGGCUGUGGAGAAAUCAGUGCUGAACACCCCCUGUGACUGUGUGAAGGAUGAACAGAGCAAGACCUCUACAGCCGGCAUCAUCAUCGGCAUCCAUAUAGGAGUCACCUGCAUUGUUUUCUGCGUGCUCUUCCUCAUGUUCAGCUACAGGGGGAGGUUGAUGACGUGUAAGACAGUGCAGGCCACCCCCCAGGCCGGGCGUAACAUUUCCCUAGAAUCGUCCUCCUCCUCCCAGGGGGCCCUGGCCUUAAACGGGGUGAGCAGGUCAGGCAUGGAAGGGAACGGAAGCGUUGCUGGGAAGAGCAGGGGAGACAGUAACGAGCUGGAGAGACUCUUCUCAGGCCCGUCCCACUGUGGAGACCUAGCAGACAGUUCACGCAUGUUGGAUAGAUCCCUGGUGUCCUGUGCGCUGGACGAGACCCAGUUGUCCACUCUGCCGUUGGAUGACUUCAGCCUUGUGGAGGAGGACAGAGAGACGCAGUUCCAGAGGCCUCCAGCAGAGGGCCGGGGGGCCAGUGACAGGGCUGUGGCCGGGGUCACCCAGCAGGACCAGACCUGAUGGAAGCAUGAAGGUCAAGUCUGUGACACGGUCACAGUGUCACCUCAGACUCGUAUCACACUCAGGUCGACCGAAGCAUUUCCUUUCAUAUUCGUUUUUUCUUUGUGCAAAUAAUUGUGUUAUUGGUAAGUUAAAUAAGUCGCUUUCUGGAAAAGUUAUAGGGUCUUGGACUCGUUCUUGGAGGUGUCCCCGGCCUAGGUUUUUGGUGCGCUUUUGUGAUGGACGGCUAGGUUUUAGCUUUGGCAGGUGAAUGAUGUGUUCUUGGUUUUUUUUUUACUUCCUUCAUUUUCUGGUUGCCGGCAGCACACAGAAUAGAUGUCCAGAAUGUCUUUGUUAUACACUCGUCAUUUUAUCUCAGAAUCGAAUAUGUUUUUAUUCCUCUACUAUCUCACAAAAUGGUUUUAAGUUAUUGCCCUUAUUUCUACUUUUUCUUUCAAUGUCAAAGACUGCUGCCUCCUCUCAGCCUAGCAAGGAUUCCACAAACGCAUCCAACGUAGACGAAGGCCUUCUUCCAGUGAUUUCAUAUAUUCUCUGUCUCAGGACUUUUAUUUUCGGUGAUAUGGUUUUUUUAUUUUUUUUUUUUCGUUUUUCGGCCUUCAUACAGGUUCUCAACUUUCUCUGUGAACCUUAGAUUUCAACAAAAAACUACCUCAGCCGGAAUGAAUGUGACGUGGGAAACCUUUUGGGUCCGUCUUUUCCCCCUGCGUUCAGUUACUUUUACAUGUGGAGCGAUCGGUUCGUAAAACACCAGAACAGGUGCCACGCUACCUCAGAUGUCAAGAACCGCCGCUCUCCUGCUUGUCGAAAGCCGGAAAAAGGGAGAGAGAGAGAGAGAAUCAAAACGCUGAAGUCCACGUUCUACCUCAAGAUAACAAUGUUGUAGUUGUUCUUUCUUUCAUAAUGAAACAUGUACUUCUGUUGUGAGAGCUCCUGGCUUCCCUCCGUCGAUGAAUUGCUGUCUGUGGAUAUGUCAGUACCUCAUGCAAGUUGACAGGUUGAUAUUGUUGUAUGUAUUCUACUUGUAAAAGACAUUUUUCAGCGUUUUCCAUCGUGUUUGCGUGAGAUAUUUUCUCUUUGUUUUAUUUGAAUCUUAGUUGCUUCUGUUGAUUGAAAAGACUGUUAGCGAUGCACUGCACUGCCACUAAUACUUUCAGGACAGUUUUACUGCUAUGUGAGAACUGCUGCAGAUAUUCCAUUGGGCAGGUGAGGAUUUAGUUACAUUUACACUCGAUUGAGACAUACAUCAUAUGUGUAUUUAUGAAUGAUUGCGUGAUGGAACUGUAUGUGUGCGCGCGUACUUGUCUGCCUGCCUGCGUUUCUGUGUGUGUGUGUGUGUUUUUGUGUGUGUGCAGAUACCGAGUGAAUGUGAUGUAUUAAGAAAAUGAAGCACAAAUGUAUCAAAAUGUCAGUCUAGGCAUUGACAACCACAAAUGUUCAUGUACCAGAUACCAGGUAAUUGGCUCUUUAAUUGACCAUAGAGUCGUUCUAAUCUGAUUUUUGGCCUGCCUGUCACUCACUCGAAGCUGUGGCACAGUGCACUCCUUUGUUAUAUUUAAUCAGGGCUCAAAUCAAAUCAAUUCCCUUCUGUCGUAAAGGAAUAGCCCAGACUUAUCGAGCCUGUCCAUCCCAGAUCUCUCACUCCAUCCCUCCUCCACACUGACAAAUGAAAGUGCUUCAGGAAAACCUUUAUCACACUGCUGCAUGUAAAUCCAGAGGGAGAUGGUUUAACAGGUGGACCACAGGUAUUAACUCACAGGUCUGAGUUCAGUGUGCUCAUGCUGUCAUCUUCCUGAGCAAACACACAGUCAAUUUGAUGUUAUUAGACUUGGAUCUGAUCCAGGGUCAGACCUGGGAGUGCCACCACCACUGCUCCACCUGUUCCUCCAGAACCAUGCUCUCUGGAGCUGGAGCUUCCCUGAGGCAGAGCCAACCUGAGCCAGGCCAGUACUCUUACGGUAGCCUGGGUUAGGGCCGCUGUCCGACGGACACCCUGUCUUCUCCCUGGCUCUCUCUUCUGCAGAGAUAGAUCCCCUAUGUACUCUAUGCUCUCUACUGUGUCUCAGUCACGUAAUGGCCUAAAGCAGUAUUACUCUGGUACCUACCUCAACCCCGACACGACAGGCCUGCUCUCAGGUUGCUCCUUUUCACACUUCUAUAUGUGCAUAAAUAUACACCACACACACACACACACACAAACAUAAUGACACACACACUCCUAGGGAAGGGAGGAUGUCUUCAGGGCCUUGUGGUAGUGCAGUUGUGCGACUGAAAAACAGUUGUUUUUGUCUUUAUGCUUAGCCUUUGUGGAUGUGAAUGUAUCACAAUUGUUUUUAUUACAUUUUUGUUGUAUCAGAAGCUUUUACGUUUUUGUUUUUCCACUCAGCCUUGACUGUCUUUGAACAUGUGUCUGUUAUGGACUAAUAAACGAGGACAUCAAGCACUCACUGCAAACUGUAGUAUAGCUACUCAGUAUAAACUGUAGUAUAGCUACUCAGUAUAAACUGUAGUACAGCUACUCAGUAUAAACUGUAGUACAGCUACUCAGUAAACUGUAGUACAGCUACUCAGUAUAAACUGUAGUAUAGCUACUCAGUAUAAACUGUAGUACAGCUACUCAGUAUAAACUGUAGUACAGCUACUCAGUAUAAACUGUAGUACAGCUACUCAGUAUAAACUGUAGUACAGCUACUCAGUAUAAACUGUAGUACAGCUACUCACUGCAAACUGUAGUAUAGCUACUCAGU
Oncorhynchus gorbuscha (pink salmon) is the source of this 5356-nucleotide messenger RNA. RefSeq names its product immunoglobulin superfamily, DCC subclass, member 3 (gene igdcc3). Lineage: Eukaryota; Metazoa; Chordata; Actinopteri; Salmoniformes; Salmonidae. The transcript has 14 exons. Gene Ontology annotation, molecular function: protein binding. Gene Ontology annotation, biological process: cell-cell adhesion; axon guidance. Gene Ontology annotation, cellular component: axon; plasma membrane. Bases 258 to 2612 code for a protein of 784 amino acids. The record is from RefSeq and is a predicted model, not a curated record.